Messenger RNA from Dermatophagoides pteronyssinus (European house dust mite), 400 nucleotides. RefSeq lists its product as uncharacterized. The record is from RefSeq and is a predicted model, not a curated record. Lineage: Eukaryota; Metazoa; Arthropoda; Arachnida; Sarcoptiformes; Pyroglyphidae.
AAUGAUUCAAAUGUUUUAUAUUGUUGGAUUUGUGAUUCAUCAAUCGAUUACGAAUGUUUAAAUAAAAUUCCACAUGGUUUACCAACAAAUUCAAUAUCAUCAAAUAUACGAAAAUAUUUUCAACCAUGUAAUUGGUCAGUGAAUAUUGUUAAUUAUCAAUGUUUAACAAUUUAUCCAUCAUUAAAAGAUCAUAAAAAACAAAUCAUACGAAAAUGUGGUUAUGAUGAUUAUCAUUUUUCUUGUUAUCAAAAUCAAUCGGAAUUAAUUUGUCCAUGUGAUUAUAAUGGAUGUAAUGGAUCGACAACAAUAAAAUCAUUUAGUUUUUUUCAAAUUGUAUUUAUAUUUUACAUUAUUUAUAAUAUCUUUUUCUUUUUGUAAAAAUUUAAAAUUCACAACAACA